AUGGCCUGCCUGCAGUCUCACCAUUAUAUAGAGUCAUCUUCAAGCACGACCUCGAAUAUGAUCGGCCGUAACUGGCGCAUCUGCAACUGGAUUGGUGACCUACACAUAUUCAACCACAACUGCGAUCCCUCCACCUGCAACCUAAUUGCGGCUCCGUACCCGCUGGGACAUUUCACGCUUGAGAUCAGCUGUAGUUCAGAUUCCGGAGACGAUACGGACGCGGCGGGCACGAGGUUUUCUCAAUUGCGCCACGGCUUCAACUUAUCCUUCGACAACGGAAGAAGCCCAUUGAAAGCGCUUCCGCCCAAUACAAGGAUGGAUGGAAGUCCUCGGGACCCCAAUCGCAAAGCUUCGGCGCACUUUCCUUCGUCCCCAUCGAAGAGACCCGCUCGAAAGCCGCCCGUACCAAAAUGGGUGGAACAACUCACCAUUGCAUCGCCUUCAACAGGAGCAAUAGGAUUGUAUGGCCAGGUGCUUCGCGCCGCCUCGCCGCCUAAGCGAUGGAAUGGCACCGCUAAAGAGACGGAUGAACAACCCAAAGGUGUGGGGGACAUGAUUGAGCCGUCCGAAGCUUCGACUAAAUCCGUCGACUUCGAUGUCCUGCGCACUAUGCAUCCCUCAGUGGUGUUCGAUCAGUCAAUUCUCAAAACUAGCAUGCUCAAUGAUUUCUGA
This is a messenger RNA of Trematosphaeria pertusa, 672 nucleotides long. RefSeq lists its product as uncharacterized. The transcript is spliced from 2 exons. The coding region runs from base 1 to 672 and encodes 223 amino acids. The record is from RefSeq and is a predicted model, not a curated record. NCBI's taxonomy places the organism in Eukaryota, Fungi, Ascomycota, Dothideomycetes, Pleosporales, Trematosphaeriaceae.